Messenger RNA from Microcebus murinus (gray mouse lemur), 2072 nucleotides. It is a transcript of the gene ATL3, whose product is annotated as atlastin GTPase 3. The record is from RefSeq and is a predicted model, not a curated record. Lineage: Eukaryota; Metazoa; Chordata; Mammalia; Primates; Cheirogaleidae. Gene Ontology annotation, molecular function: GTP binding; GTPase activity.
CGCGCACACGUGCCGGGCGGUGGCGGGAUUCCGCCGCGUGCGCUUUCCCGCUUCGGCGCGCCCUAAGCUUGCUACGCCUGGGCCGCCUGUCCAGCCUCGCCGGCACGCCCUGCGCUCGCUCCCUCGCGGCUCGGCGCACCCCUCCUCCCUAGUUUCUCCUGGAGCGCAGGCCCCGCCCGUUUCCCGCCUCCAGGGCCUGGUUCGUUCCUGCCCCAGUACUCCCCUCUCUUCUGCGCCUCUGCUGCUUCUGCUGAAGGCAGAGGCUCCAUGUUGUCCCCUCAGCGAGCGGUAGCGGCUGCCUCGAGAGGAGCAGGUGAUGCCAUGGAGAGCAGCAAGCCUGGUCCAGUGCAGGUUGUUUUGGUUCACAAAGACCAACAUUCCUUUGAGCUAGAAGAGAAAGCCUUGGCCAGCAUCCUCUUGCAGGACCACAUCCGAGAUCUUGAUGUGGUGGUGGUAUCGGUGGCUGGUGCCUUCAGAAAGGGCAAGUCCUUCAUUCUGGAUUUUAUGCUACGAUACUUAUAUUCUCAGAAGGAAGGUGGCCAUCCAAAUUGGUUGGGUGAUCCAGAAGAACCAUUAACAGGAUUUUCAUGGCGAGGGGGCUCUGACCCAGAAACCACGGGGAUUCAGAUCUGGAAUGAAGUUUUCACUGUGGAGAAGCCAGGUGGAAAGAAGGUUGCAGUUGUUCUGAUGGAUACCCAGGGAGCAUUUGACAGCCAGUCAACUGUGAAAGACUGCGCUACCAUCUUUGCUCUAAGCACCAUGACUAGUUCUGUUCAGAUUUAUAAUUUAUCCCAGAACAUUCAAGAAGAUGAUCUUCAACAGCUGCAGCUCUUCACGGAAUAUGGUCGUCUGGCGAUGGAUGAAAUUUUCCAAAAACCCUUCCAGACACUGAUGUUUUUGAUUCGAGACUGGAGUUUCCCUUAUGAAUACAGCUAUGGACUACAAGGAGGAAUGGCAUUUUUGGAUAAGCGUUUACAGGUGAAGGAACAUCAACAUGAAGAAAUUCAGAAUGUUCGAAAUCACAUUCACUCAUGUUUCUCUGAUGUCACCUGCUUUCUCUUACCACAUCCAGGACUCCAGGUGGCCACAAGCCCUGACUUUGAUGGGAAAUUGAAAGAUAUUGCUGGUGAAUUCAAAGAGCAGUUACAGGAUUUGAUACCAUACAUAUUAAACCCCUCUAAGUUAAUGGAAAAGGAGAUCAAUGGCUCAAAAGUCACCUGUCGGGGACUAUUGGAGUAUUUUAAGGCAUAUAUUAAAAUUUACCAAGGAGAAGAUCUGCCUCACCCCAAGUCCAUGCUUCAGGCCACUGCUGAAGCCAACAAUUUAGCAGCUGCAGCUUCUGCCAAGGACAUUUAUUAUAACAACAUGGAGGAGGUUUGCGGGGGAGAGAAACCUUAUUUGUCUCCAGACAUUCUAGAGGAGAAGCACUGUGAAUUCAAACAACUUGCUCUGGACCAUUUUAAGAAGACCAAGAAGAUGGGAGGGAAAGAUUUCAGUUUUCGUUACCAGCAGGAGCUGGAGGAGGAAAUCAAGGAACUGUAUGAGAACUUCUGCAAGCACAAUGGUAGCAAGAACGUCUUCAGCACCUUCCGAACCCCCGCUGUGCUGUUUGCAGGCAUUGUGGCUUUGUAUAUAGCCUCAGGCCUCACUGGCUUUGUUGGUCUGGAGGUCGUGGCUCAGCUGUUCAACUGUAUGGUUGGACUGCUGUUAAUAGCGCUCCUCACCUGGGGCUACAUCAGAUAUUCUGGUCAAUAUCGAGAGCUGGGUGGUGCUAUUGAUUCUGGUGCAGCAUAUGUAUUGGAGCAGGCGUCUUCUCAUAUUGGCAAUUCCACCCAGGCUGCUGUGAGGGAUUCAGCUGCUGAGAGACAACCUGUGGAUAAAAAAGCUCAAUAGAUCUUAAUAUGAGGAUCCAACAAGAACCCGACCAGCCCCUACCUAUUUCUGGGUUUUCACCACGGCCACAAGUCCAUGUCCAGAGGAGUGGCAGAUUCCAGGAAGAGCUGAAACGUGGCACCAUAAUAAACGAACUGACCUCUCCUGUGGUUUCAGAUUCUUAAAUACACUUCCAUUUC